Messenger RNA from Protopolystoma xenopodis, 480 nucleotides. NCBI's taxonomy places the organism in Eukaryota, Metazoa, Platyhelminthes, Monogenea, Polystomatidea, Polystomatidae. The record is from the annotation of a GenBank genome assembly.
AUGGAUCACAGGCAAAAUCAACGACAACCACAUUCGGAUUCGUCGACAAACUGCAUCUCUCCAGGCAUCCCAACAUUUACUGCAUGUAUCGGUCAUUUAACAUCUUUUUACCACCGAUUUUCAUUACCUAUCUGUAAAUUCCAUUGUAGAAUGAAUAAAGUAGCAUCCACUUUCGAGAAUAAUUCUGGAGAAUUUCGAAACAAUUUGUUGCCGUCUUUGGCAGCAUUAAAUCCUCCCUCGCCACCAAUUAUCUUGGUUGGCAAUAAGAUAGACUUACUUGAUAUAUGUGAGGUGGAUCGAGGGCUUGCGGAAUCCCUUGCAAAGCAAUGGCAUUGUCCUGUGGUGGAGACUUCUGCGCUCACCGGAAAAAAUGUGCAUGAAGCCUUCUUAAAGCUUGUGCAGCAGACUAUUAGUAAAAUUGAGUAUAGCGAUAUUUACGUUUUACUUUUUGACUUUUGUGGAUAUGCUAAACAAUGUUAA